Saccostrea echinata is the source of this 2222-nucleotide messenger RNA. RefSeq names its product baculoviral IAP repeat-containing protein 3-like. The transcript has 6 exons. Gene Ontology annotation, molecular function: cysteine-type endopeptidase inhibitor activity involved in apoptotic process. Gene Ontology annotation, cellular component: spindle microtubule; nucleus; cytoplasm. Gene Ontology annotation, biological process: negative regulation of apoptotic process; regulation of cell cycle. Lineage: Eukaryota; Metazoa; Mollusca; Bivalvia; Ostreida; Ostreidae. The record is from RefSeq and is a predicted model, not a curated record. Bases 1 to 2184 code for a protein of 727 amino acids.
AUGAAUGUCACAGUGACCCAAUCAGUGACAAUAGAUGUGUUGGCAAAGAGAAAUAUUUAUCCAAAGUUUUCAGGGAGAAAAGAGGAUAAGCCGCAUCAAUCAUAUGUAUACCACAGUUCUCUUCUAUGUAAACAUGUAGAGAGCAUCGAAGCAAUUGUAAGUAAGAUUGAGAGUGACUUUAAAAGAGAUCCACCAACUACUUUACACAGGAAAAGUAAAGGAGAGUUUCAAAAGGAUCAGAGAAAGAAAUACAAAGCGUUUUGUCCUUCAAAAUUUGAUUUAUGUGCUAGGAAAAAGAAAAACCAAAAGAUCCCAGAAAAACAUUCACACUUAAAUUUGGAGAAAUGUCGUAUAGAAAAAGAUUUUCAAGAAAAACAUAUACCUUCAUAUUUUUCUAGGAAGUGUAAUAGAACAGUCAAUGAGAUUUACAGAAAAUAUCUUAAAACUAAUCCAAAUACAAUAAGAUAUUCCAACAUUAUAGAUAAAAUCAAAGAAACUAUUAAGAAAUUUGAACAUCAGAGUUGUUCAAGGCAUUUCCACAAUAAAAUUCGUUUUGGUUUUGACAGAAAAAGCAGAUAUUCAGAAAUUAAGGAAGACCUAAAGUUUAUUCUGUUUGGCUUACCUCAAAUAAGAAAUGAAUUCAUUCAGCUUUUCCCAGUGUAUGGGGCUUCUAAAAAUCUUGACGAAUUUGUAGAAAGAGAAAUAAAUGAAAAUCAGAGAAACAACGACCAAGAAACCUACUGCCAUUCAUUGAAUUUAGAACUUGUAAGACUGAGUUCAUUUCACAAUUUCCCAUCCUCCAGCUCAGUAUCAACGGUGAAACUUGCUCGUCAGGGGUUUUAUUAUUCAAGGGAAGAAGACACUGUUAUAUGUUUCGCUUGUGGAUUUAGAAAAAAUGAUUGGAAAAAAGAGGAUGAUGUUGAAACUAUUCAUAGAGCUGCCUCUCCAAACUGUCUGCUUCUUAAUUCAAAUUCUACGAGCAAUAUUCAAAUUGGAAGGAAUGAAGCAAAUGGCAUUGACGAAAAUUGUGUUAGCCAAAAUGAAGGUCAGCAAGGAAUAACUGGACCGUUUACAAAUGGAUCAAAUAUUGCAUCCCAAGUUUUAGUCAAUAAUGAAGAUAUAUCUAGAAACGUAAGAGAUUGUAUACAAAAUCAUUCUUUCAAUAGACCCCCAUUUGAUCAGCUCACAAAAACUAUAGCUCAACAAGAAAAGAUUAAUGCAUUCAUUCGAGACCUAGAUCCGCUAGGUAUUAACUUUGACCAUCCUAAGUAUCCUUCUUACGCAGCAUUAGCAGUGAGAAUUAGUUCCUUCACAGACUGGCCCUCAAGUAUCACACAGACUCCUAGAGACUUGGCCAUUGCAGGAUUUCUUUAUGCGGGAUAUGGAGAUUACACGCGAUGUUUCUUCUGUGGGGGAGGAUUACGAAACUGGGAACCUGGCGACGAUCCUUGGACAGAACAUGCCAGAUGGUUUCCGAAGUGUGCUUUCCUGAGACAGAACAAAGGGGACGAGUUUGUUGCGUUAGUGCAAAUUGAACACCAAGAAGAAGAGGCAUUAGGAGGAAUGAAUGGUCAAAUCGGCGUCCUAGCAAAUGAUAACAUAACAAUACAAUCCCAGAGUUCUGUACAAUGCGUUACAACACAUCCAGGUUUUCAAAGUCUGCUUGAAAUGGGUUACUCAUCUCCGACUAUUCAAAAAGCGUUUGAUCUCUUGAAAGAAACGAAAGAAUCGAUAGAUAUAAAGGCUGAAGAAAUUCUAGAAAUAGUUUUAGCUGAAGAAGAGACAACUGGAGAAGACACGUUACCGCCGUCUGCAUCAGGAGGCUUGGAAGAAAAAUUAACAAACGCAGGGAAGUCAAAACAACUUAAAACAGACACUUGCAAAGCUAUGGACUCUGAAGAAAUGAAUGAAGGAAGUGAUUUUCAUACGCAAAACCAAAGAGAUCUGAACAGUGUUAGCCAGUCUUUGGCGUCCAUGUCAGUUGAAGAGACAAGGUCACUCAUUGAAGAAAACAGAAAACUAAAGGAUCUACGGCUAUGUAAAAUCUGUCUUGAGAACGAGGCAUCUAUCGCCAUGUUACCUUGUGGUCACCUCUGCUGUUGUCCAGACUGUGCUCCGGCCAUGAGGAAAUGUCCGAUAUGUCGACAGUUUGUAAAAGGGACAGUUAAAACAUGGCUGGUUUAAUAAUUUUCCGGGAUAUCUUUUUAAAACAACCGUGAUGU